This is a messenger RNA of Mizuhopecten yessoensis (Yesso scallop), 4845 nucleotides long. RefSeq lists its product as uncharacterized. The coding region runs from base 1160 to 3592 and encodes 810 amino acids. NCBI's taxonomy places the organism in Eukaryota, Metazoa, Mollusca, Bivalvia, Pectinida, Pectinidae. The record is from RefSeq and is a predicted model, not a curated record. The transcript is spliced from 18 exons.
CUCUAUACACCCGGUUGUGAUUCAUGCCGCUAUUGGCACCAAACAAUUAACGUCAGCUAGGCACUGUGUCCAGGUAUGCCUUUCUAAUAAGAGGAACCCUCCUGGUGACGGAUUUUCAUCUAAUAACGGACACACUGACCACAAUGGACGAAAGACAGACACUUGACAUACUGUAGUUGUUGUUGAACGGCAUGGAUAAUGGGAUUAAGUUCUACCUGUGAGCAUCAAUAAUUGAUUUUCCAAAAUCUGAAACAAGGCAGAAGCCCUCUACAGAAUGGUCGCCCCCUUUGUGAGUUAAUUCCGUCCAGGAGGUGUUUCUAGGGUCAAGUCCUCGACCUUUUGGCGGAAUCCAACAGAACGACAUAGUACGAAAUGUGAUUCAUUAUUAAUCAGAGUAAGUUGGAGAUGCGGUCACACACGUUAUAUGGGUGUUAACUAGAUAACGAUAAGCGAGUUUGUUAAGCCGGAGUGAUACACUAUGAUUUGUUGAAGUAACACAUGAGAACAGACACCUGUCGUCGUAACCGUCAGAUAACACCUGUUUGCCAACUCCAAGUUGGCACAGGCACCCCAAAUACACUGGCAGUCGAUGAACCAAACAGAUCAACCUUAUCAAGAUAGGAACGCUCAUCAUAAAUCUAGGUAACAUCAAACCAAAAAGGCUGACCAAGUGAUUACUUCGCUAUUACAAGGAACUGCCUGGUUGUUUCCUCCCUGAUACCCACGCUAAUCGACAUCGUAGAUCAUGACAUCAAGAGGCAAGCAAAAUUUAUGUGUUUAUAAAGCGUAAGUGAACGUCUGCUAUCAGUGAUAUAUCCAAGUGAUUGCAUAAGGACCCGGAUACGGCUCUAAAACCCGGACUAACUGUUAGGGAAAGCUGGAGUACCGGGAUAUUUAAAGUCUGCGUCUACGGUAUAUAUGGUUCAUCUGUUGUACAACCGAUACAAGCAUUUCUCUUAUUUGACAUUGGGGGCACGGACUGCAAAUAUAGACUGUAACAACACACUGCCAGUAGAAUGGAGAACUAUGUUGUUAUGUCUUCGUAUUUAGAUACCUAAUUGGUCCGAGUUCAUUGCCGCUGUCGCACACAAUAGAUAGUAUUUGUCCAUGUGUACCUGCAUGUAACUGUGUUGACACGCUGCCAUUAUCUAUAUCAACAAUGAUUGAAAAGAAAAGGUCGGACAAGCGACGUCGAUCCUCGAACACGGGUCCAUCCGCACAGUACCUUUCGUCUCCUAGAGAAACAGAAGACUGUCUGAUCCCUUCACCUCGGAACGGACCCACAGCCCCUAAACCUCGUGAGGAUUCCAUAACGACUAAACCAAGAGACGGUGGCCCCACAACCCCUAGACAAAGGAGCAAUGAUGAAUCGCUGACGCCUAAACACAAGAACAACGAUGAAGCUUUGAAGGACAAGAGAAGUGCAAGCGUGCCUGAAAAUUCCACUACCUUGAGUCGUUUAAGUAUACGUCGCCCUACCAUUAAAACACCUAAAACCCGUUGGAGAUCCCAGGAUAGUUCAAACUCUGUUUUUAUAUCAGAUGAUAAUGAUGAUACCGACUCGCCAGUUUUCAAGGAGGGGAGGGACGUGAGGAAAUGGAGCAUGUCCACGGGUAUCGUCAUGCCUAGGACUCGGAAACACCAUUCGGACAGUGCUACUUCAACUUCUAAGCCCGAGUGGUCAAGGGCCCAUAGACGCUUGUCCCUGGUCAAAGUGGUAUCUAAGGUGAUCGCCGCUAACACUCUGCAGCCACUGCAUCACAGCAAACGGCGGCCCUCCAAACUGGACCAACUCAGGGAUUUCAAUAAGUCAUUUAUGGAUGGAUCACAUACGAAACAACUACUUAAGAAAUUUCGGUUAGUGGGAAAACUUACGGUCAUCUGUCUCAGGCUGUUUAAAGCCCACUCCUUAAGAGAGAAGGAACAUGAAGACGAGGUAUCGCCUUUUAUUAAAGGGUUACACUUCCACGACUAUGAUACCCCUACCGAUCUUCUGUUCGACAGAUCCAUCUUCAAGGCAAAUAAAUCGAUGCGGGUACCUGAAGAAACAAAGAAAAUACUGUGUACAAUCCCACGUAACCGAACAGAAAGAGAAAUAUAUGUGGCACAAAUUGCUCUACGCAACAUUAAAGCCAUUGCUGAUUACCCUCAAAAUAUGCAACUGAAGAUUGCCCAAGUAGGACAAUAUGAAAGGUACGAAGCGAAGCGAAUUGUCCUACGUCAAGGUCAUCCGGCGUCAGCCUACUACUUUGUGCUGUCAGGAGAAGCUGUGGUGAUGGUUAUGGACGAGUCCAGGACUUACGCCAGACCAGCUUUUCACAUCAACAAAGGAGGCGAUUUUGGGGAACUGUCUAUCAUACAAGGCACGAAGCGCAAUGCUACCAUCAUUUGUAAAGAGCCUUGCGAGUUCCUUAGCAUAGCCAAGAAGGAUUACAAGCGUAUAUUUAUGUCGGGUGGCGCAAAGAGUCUUGGUGAUCCGGACCAGGAAAAGUUCUUGAGAUCUCUGAGUUUUCUUGAUGGAUGGCCACUUGACAAGCUGAAGGAAUCACCUGACAAGACAAAGUUCUUGUAUUUCAAACGAGGCGAUAUACUAGCACAGGAUUCAAACUACUAUGAUUGGAUCGUAGUUGUCAAAUCGGGAAGUGUGCGGAUCCUAAAAAAGCUGAAGAAAGUAGUCCCUUUUGAAUGGAAGAAGAAAGCUAAGGUAGUCACAUUUGUUUCCACAAAGGAGAAACGUGAUAAUCAGGAAAAACGAAACGUCAACCGGAGAAUUCUUGCAGAGCUAAAAAUCCCUCUACGGAGAAAUGUUGGUGAAGAGGACGACUUUGUAGAGGAAUAUCCUGGUAAACCACGCCCGUUUCAACAUCCACUUCCUGACGGCUCAAAAUGUGAUAACCAAGCUAAUGACGAUGACGUCAAUCUACCGGAUAUACAUCACGCCCAGAAUAAGGAAAACAAACCGAGAAAUUCGUUCCCAAAAAUAGAGUCGCAGAUCUUGCCUCGAUUGGCCGAGGGGAAAGAAGCCGAAGAGGAUGAUGUAGAUGAGGACGACGAUGAGGAAGGAGAGGAUGAGUUCGACGAUCUACCGACUGAUGCCAAUUCGGAACAGCUUAGACAAAUAAAAAAAUCUGGUGGUCGAGGACGGCGACGAACAAGUGUGUUUGAAAAGGAGAAGGAGUUGAUGGGUUUCAAAGAACACAAACGAACGAUCCAGGACGACCUUGCCAAGAAAAAGGAACUGGAUGACAUUACAGAAGCCGAUCUCAGACCGGAGUUUGUUGAAGUACAGACAUUAACUAAAGGCCAUGCAUUUGGUUUAGCCGAUCUCAUAUUGGAACCUCAGCCCAGUUUUUGUAUAGUGAGCAACGGAGCGGAUAUUAUUCUAAUUGACAAAGAGUUCUACGUCAAUAAUGCUUCAGAUGCUCUGAAGAACAAGAUGAGACAGGAGCUAUGUCCCUUCCCGACUGACGAGGAGAUGCAGAAUAAACUACAACAGAACGUAGACUGGUCAGCUUACCGUACAGAAACCAUGACACAGACUUUGGAUUACUUAAAAACCAAACGGGAGCAGCGCAUGUCAUUGACGGCUUGACGUUGCGAAAAGUGUUCAUCUAACAAAAUAUAUGUGAUGUGUGUAACUGAAAAAAGGACUUAAUCAAAAUAUUACAGAUAACAGAUCCACUUCGAAUAUUAUCAAGAACUAUGAGGGAAAAGUAUUUUCUCAAAAUUAAAGCAGACGGUCACGAAAUUAUUAAAUUCGUAACGUUAACAAGUGCCUUACACAUCAAAGUAUGGCGUAGGAAAUCAAAAUGGUGCAACAUGAAAAAUAAAUAUUACAAUAUUGAAUCAAAAGUGCUCUUUAAAGAUUGACUGGAUUAUUUUGCUCAGUUAAUGAUAGAAAGACGGUUUAACACACCGCCACUGUGCCAAAAAUUCCCAUUAUGUGUGAAAGGACGUCUCAAGUCUCCUACACUUUUGUAUAUAAUCAUAAUGUUUGUUCACUAUCCUCUGCAUAAUAUUUAUUUAUUUAUUGACAUAACUUUUGUUUAACUAAUAUAAAUCACUCUUGGUGACCCGGAUGGAAUGUCAUAGAGGGUCUUGAUGUGGAAGGAAACCGGAGAAGACCCACGCUUUGGUCGGGCAGGCGACUCAAUAUCUGUUCACGUCUGAUAGGGGAAUCGAACCCCGGCCGCCUUGGUAAAAGGCGAGUGUGUUAUCUAUUGCGACCACCAACACAUGCUUUCUUAAAUUGUUUGCAAAACCGACUCUGCUAUUCAUUUUCAGGCAAAUGAUUUUUAUCAUAUCAUCACCUCAUCCCGGAUUUAUACUUUUACAUGUUUUAAGUGAUUUCGUACUUACAAACUAUAAUUAAAAAAACAGUAUAGAGUAGCUACAUCGUCCUAUACUAUCAUAACUUUGUGUUUUUAAUGUUGCGAAGGACUUGCUAUAAUUACUUGCUAUUAAAAUAAACCAGGCUAUAUUGAACUUCAAUGAAUCUAGUUUUACUCCAGUCAAUCCAAUUUGUAGUUUUCAAAGAAAAGCUGUCUGAAAUUUUCCCCGAAAUCAUAAAAUCUUAUUGAUAAUUGCCAGCUUCUCCGUGGUAUUUUUUUCAUAUUGCAUCAAAUUACUGUUAUUGAAUCGCUUGUUUUCAGAGACUUAUUCCUCCCAGUAAUGUGUUAAUCCUAAGUGCAGCAGCACAAAGUCCUUCAGUAUUAGUUGGACAGUGCCUGUGUGCUGUACUCCAUGCUUUGGUAAUAUAGACCACACUUACGUGUGUCCAGGUAGGUCUGGUCCGGGGCUUGUCUAUAGAUCUUUUUUUUCUUUUUUUCUCUCAAAUAUUUUAUU